This is a messenger RNA of Leptonychotes weddellii (Weddell seal), 1682 nucleotides long. Lineage: Eukaryota; Metazoa; Chordata; Mammalia; Carnivora; Phocidae. The record is from RefSeq and is a predicted model, not a curated record.
UGGGAGGCGGGGAGGAGCGGCGGGAGGAGCGGAGCGAGUGCGGCGCGGGGCGCAGUCGCCAAUGAGCUGCGCGGAACCUGCGCCCCUGACGACCCGAGCCCUCUGCGCCCCCUCCCCACGACUCACCUGGUGCCAGGUCUGGCCUCGCCCCCACGGACCAUGGCCUUGCCCCCGUGAGCUAGAGCCUGCUCCUCGGCACCUGCCCACCGCCAGCCAGCAGAAUGCAGCUGUGGAAGGCGGUGGUGGUGACCCUGGCCUUCAUGAGCAUGGACGUCGGCAUGACCACGGCCAUCUACAUCCUCAGCCACCUAGACCGCAGCCUGCUGGAGGACAUCCGCCACUUCAACGUCUUUGACUCGGUGCUGGACCUCUGGGCAGCCUGCUUGUACCGCAGCUGCCUUCUGCUCGGAGCCACCAUCGGCGUGGCCAAGAACAGCGCCCUGGGGCCCCGGCGGCUUCGGGCCUCCUGGACCAUCAUCGCCCUCGUGUGCCUCUUCGUGGGCAUCUACACCAUGGUAAAGCUGUUGCUCUUCUCCGAGGUGCGCAAGCCGGUCCGGGACCCGUGGUUCUGGGCCCUCUUCGUGUGGACUUACAUCUCGCUCACCGCCUCCUUCGUGCUCUGGUGGUUACUGUCCACGGUGCGGCCGGAUGCCAAGGCCCUCGAGCGGGGGGCUGGGGCCGAGGGCUUCCCCGGGGAGCACCGGCCCCCUCGUGAGCAGGCAUCUGGGGCCACGCUACAAAAGCUGCUGUCCUACACCAAGCCCGACGUGGCCUUCCUCGUGGCGGCCUCCUUCUUCCUCAUCGUGGCGGCUCUGGGAGAGACCUUCCUUCCCUACUACACCGGCCGGGCCAUUGACGGCAUCGUCAUCCAGAAGAGCAUGGAGCAGUUCAGCACGGCGGUCAUUGUCAUGUGCUUGCUGGCCAUCGGCAGCUCAUUUGCCGCAGGUAUUCGGGGCGGCAUUUUUACCCUCAUAUUUGCCAGACUGAACAUUCGCCUUCGAAACCGUCUCUUCCGCUCACUGGUGUCCCAGGAGAUGAGCUUCUUUGACGAGAAUCGCACAGGGGACCUCAUCUCCCGCCUCACCUCGGACACCACCAUGGUCAGUGACUUGGUCUCCCAGAACAUCAACAUCUUCCUGCGGAACACGGUCAAGGUCACGGGUGUGGUGGUCUUCAUGUUCAGCCUCUCAUGGCAGCUGUCCUUGGUCACCUUCAUGGGUUUCCCCAUCAUCAUGAUGGUGUCCGACAUCUACGGCAAGUACUACAAGAGGCUCUCCAAAGAGGUCCAGAAUGCCCUGGCAAGGGCCAGCAGCACAGCCGAGGAGACCAUCAGUGCCAUGAAGACAGUGCGGAGCUUUGCCAACGAGGAGGAGGAGGCGGGGGUAUACUCGCGGAAGCUGCAGCAGGUGUAUAAGCUGAACAGGAAGGAGGCCGCAGCCUACACGUACUACGUCUGGGGCAGCGGGCUCACGCUGCUGGUAGUCCAGGUCAGUAUCCUCUACUACGGGGGCCACCUCGUCAUCUCGGGACAGAUGACCAGCGGCAACCUCAUCUCCUUCAUUAUCUACGAGUUUGUCCUGGGAGACUGUAUGGAGGUGAGGGGCUGGCUUGGGGAGGGGUUCUGGGGGACCUGGAGGGCUGGGGAAGAGGGAUGUAAAGGGGGGAAAUACUCCGGGGUCUGA